This is a messenger RNA of Lachancea lanzarotensis, 573 nucleotides long. RefSeq names its product LALA0S05e08812g1_1 (gene CDC36). Gene Ontology annotation, biological process: nuclear-transcribed mRNA poly(A) tail shortening; regulation of DNA-templated transcription. Lineage: Eukaryota; Fungi; Ascomycota; Saccharomycetes; Saccharomycetales; Saccharomycetaceae. The coding region runs from base 1 to 573 and encodes 190 amino acids. Gene Ontology annotation, cellular component: P-body; CCR4-NOT core complex. The record is from RefSeq and is a predicted model, not a curated record. The transcript has a single exon.
AUGGAUAAGUAUGGGCUCAAGGCACUUUUACCUCUGAUAAGGCGUGAAGACCAAAGUGCGGAUUAUGACCCUUCUAUGACUCUGGGAAUCGAUCUCACACCAGUGCUUCACUCGUUAGGAAUUUCCAGUGAUGCAAACGGGAGACAAAGAGUUUUAGACACAUUUCCAUCACCAUGGGUAGAAACCUCGCGUAGCGAGGUAGAACCGCGCUUUUUUAUUCCCGAAUCGUUUACCAAAAUUCCCAACAUACUGCAGUCUGGGUCUAAUAACCCGGUUUUCAACUCAGUCCAACAGGACCAUGCCAAAAUCUCAUUAUUUCAAGACGAAACACUUUUUUACCUCUUUUACAAACAUCCAGGCAGCGUCGUGCAGGAACUGACGUAUUUGGAGCUCCGCAAGCGGAACUGGCGUUACCACAAGACUCUAAAGGUAUGGCUCACAAAAGACCCAAUGAUGGAACCAGUGGUAGCACCAGGAGGUGCAUCCGAACGAGGCUCGUACGUUUUCUUCGACCCACAGCGCUGGGAGAAGUGCCAGCGGGAUUUCGUGCUGUUCUACAACGCUAUAAUGUAA